AACGGGGGCCGUCUGCACGUCGACAUCCAAUAAGGAGCCGGAGGCGGGGAACGUCCGCUUGCUCAAUCCGGGUACUGUGGAGAGUGGCAAGCUUUACCCUUGGGGUGUAGCCAGAAGGUGUGCGCGUGCUCCUCUCUCUGUAGAAGGACAGAAGCUCAGGGGAGAAGCAGCUGUGGAAGCCGGAGCCUGGGGAGGGAGCGUCUGGCUGGCUCCUCAGCAUCAUUAGCCCUCAUUUACCACAGCGCCUCCCCCCGAGACCGCGCGCAUAGAGCCGUGUCGCCUGCUGGCCUCCGCCCACCCCGAGCCCCCUGAUCCUCGGUGAGCGCCGCCGCUCCCGGCUUUGUGUGCGCAGAGUGUCCCGGCAGCGCUGUCGCCAUGGGAUGUACGCUGAGCGCGGAGGACAAGGCGGCGGUGGAGAGGAGUAAGAUGAUCGACCGGAACCUGCGGGAGGACGGGGAGAAAGCCGCCCGGGAGGUCAAGCUGCUGCUUCUGGGCGCUGGAGAAUCGGGGAAAAGUACAAUCGUCAAACAGAUGAAGAUUAUCCAUGAGGCGGGUUAUUCAGAAGAGGAAUGCAAACAGUACAAAGCAGUAGUAUACAGUAACACUAUACAGUCCAUCAUCGCCAUUAUUAGAGCCAUGGGCAGAUUGAAGAUAGAUUUUGGAGACCCAACAAGAGCGGAUGAUGCUCGUCAGCUUUUUGUCCUAGCUGGAGCUGCAGAGGAAGGUUUUAUGACGGCUGAGCUGGCCGGAGUCAUCAAGCGUUUAUGGAAAGAUGGUGGAGUACAGGCCUGCUUUAACAGAUCGAGAGAAUACCAGCUCAAUGACUCUGCAGCCUAUUACCUCAACGACUUGGACAGGAUAGCUCAGAACAGUUACAUUCCUACGCAGCAGGACGUUCUCAGGACCAGAGUGAAGACCACUGGCAUAGUGGAAACACAUUUUACUUUUAAAGAUCUUCAUUUUAAGAUGUUUGAUGUCGGCGGUCAAAGAUCUGAAAGAAAAAAGUGGAUUCAUUGCUUUGAGGGCGUUACUGCCAUCAUUUUCUGUGUGGCACUGAGCGAUUACGAUUUGGUCCUAGCUGAAGAUGAAGAGAUGAACCGAAUGCAUGAGAGCAUGAAAUUAUUUGACAGCAUCUGCAAUAACAAGUGGUUUACAGACACCUCCAUUAUCCUUUUCCUAAACAAAAAAGAUCUCUUUGAAGAAAAAAUCAAGAGAAGUCCUCUAACAAUUUGUUACCCAGAAUAUGCAGGUUCAAAUACGUACGAAGAAGCUGCAGCAUAUAUUCAGUGUCAAUUUGAAGAUCUGAAUAAAAGAAAGGAUACAAAGGAAAUCUACACCCACUUCACGUGUGCGACAGAUACCAAGAACGUGCAGUUUGUAUUUGAUGCAGUGACUGAUGUCAUCAUAAAAAACAAUCUCAAAGACUGUGGCCUUUUCUAAAAAUGUCAUUAUAUGGUAAGAUGAUGUCUAAAGGUAGAAGCAACCAUGCAAAAUGUUUCCCCAUUAAAACAAACCAACCUGUCACCAGUCUGCAUAGGCCCGAAUCGUAAUAGUAAGAGCUUGUUAGUUCAGCUCAUGUGUCAGUCACCUGAGCCCAAAGUGACAACCCGAGCCUCUUGCAGCUUACCGUUCAAGUUUAUCUGGACCCCUUUAAUAAUUGGGUAUGAUAUAUAGUUCAGCUACUAUUGUAUAAAGUAAUAUAUGAGGCCAUAAUGGCAGUUUAUUUUAAAACAAUAGUGUUUUGGGUUUGUUUUGCAAACUAAUUAUUGAAAAUGUAAUGUUAUUUUCCUUUUAUACUUUCAGACUGUCACUUGCUUGCCAAAAUAAAAUGACUCACUUGCCACAUAUGAUACUGUAAAGGGGUUGUUCACCCGUGUGGAUCUUUUAGGCAGACCCUCCCCAACUUGGCUGGACCUGCAGAGGGAUUCAUACUUUUAUCGGAGACACACACACACACACUGGGUUCUGGCUCCUUCGCUCCUCCACGUGACCCAGUCACAAGCGAGGAGACCAGAGAGCAGCAGUGGAGGUGGGGGUUUAAAGGAGCCAGAACCCAGCAGCGAGGAUCAAGUAUGUAUGAUGCCCUCUGCUGGUCCAGCUUUGUUUGAGGAGCCUUCUUGAACCUUCACCCCUUCAAAAAUGCUGUGUCCACAUAAAAAGAGAUUCCUACAAUGAACACUUAUCACCUAUCCACAGGAUGGGUGAUAAAUGUCUGCUUGCUGUACCCCACCCCAUAUCACUAGAAUAGAGGGUCCCAACCUAUCUAUUGCUCUCCACUGCAGGGUGAGUUUGAAGGAAGCGGUGGUCAGGCAUGUGUGAUGCUGCACCAUUCAAAGUCUGUGGGACAGGUCAAGAUAGGCUAGGGCUGGGAAUAUGUGAUAGAUUUUGACUUUGGGAAUACACCUUUAAAUACUUCCCUUUUUUCCCCCUACAGCUUUAGAAAAUAAUUUCAUAGUGCGCAUUCACUGUGUAAUAAAUUCCACUAUCUGUAGGCCUAACGCUGAUUAUAUCUACUCUCUCCUGUAGAUUGCAUUUGACUUCACCCUGUUAUAGCUUGAUGGCUUUUGGAGUGAUUUAAGACCCUCAAUGAACGGCGGACCAGUACUGUACUUUGCCAGUUUUAUUAGCUUUAUUUAUGUUCAUGUCUUGUAAAUUUUUUCAAAAGUCACUGCUAUUUGCUAGGCCACACAAUGGAGAAGGUAUUUUGAUUGUAUGUAUACUGUAAUUGUAGGAAUGUUAUUUGUACAGACAUUGGACAGACUAUUUUAAUAAUUUGAAUACGCAAAAAAAAUCCUCUUAUGAAAUGCAGUUAGAGGACUUUUUUUUUUUUCUCGCCUGUUUAGGUUAUUUAAGGAAAUAAUGUAUAUUUUCUUCUUCUUUUUUUUUUUUCUCCCUUUUAAGCAUGCAUGCUGCCUUAUUCUGUGUUCUGCAAUGUUUCCUUGCAAGCCUGUAAGAUAUAAAUCUAUAUAUAAAGAAGCAGAAUGAAAUCUGGACAUCUUAAAGUUGCACAAUCCUGGGGCAUGUAACACAGAAUCAUCCUGUCGGCCUGAGCCUUCACUGUGCAUUUUUCUUAUAUAAUACUUCUCUUGCGCAUUGCCUUACAGGUGGUGCCAAAACAGCAUUUUUAUACAUUUUAAGAAUCCAAUAAUCUUUUAGUUGUAAAUAGAUUUUUUUUUCCAGGUGUUUUGUCCAGAACAUUUUGUGGGCUGCUGGAAUGGGACCGAUCACCUUAUUGUUGUUGGAGGAAUCAUGUCCUUGGCAUGCUGACCAUGGCAGUACUUUGUAUAGAUGAGUCAUUCUGGCAGUCUUGCAAUUCCACAUACGUGCUACAUUUUAGUACACCUCAGCUUUUCCAUCGAAACGUUGCCGCCGGAUGACUCUCCAUUAUAUUCCGUUUUUUACUGUUUUGGCUUUGUGAUGCAGUCUUUGUAAUUGCCUUACUGUCACUUUUCGUCUUACAAAUCCUAUCAUUCCUUUCCUUCAUCUUUGCAAAUAUCUUGGGUGGUUAUUAUGUUGUAAGCCCUCCACUGGAAAUCAAGAUAUCCCUAAAAAGUGUGAGAUUUUUUUUUUUUUUUUUUUCUUCAAGUGGUGAAAUAUUUUUGCACCUUUUUUAGCCAUUCUAAUUUUGCGUGGUUACUAAGAAAUCUUGAUGGAACACUUUUUUUUUUUUUUUGUAAGAUCUUCACCUUGACCUCACUGUGGGUAUAUCCAUUAAAGUUGUGUUGCUUCAUAUUUCCUCAAAAUUCACAAGUAACUUUUUUUUUUUUUUUUUGUGUUGUCCGGAACGUGUAAAAAACUUUAUUGUACUCGUUACCUUCUUCAUUAAAGUUUUUGUACUUCACUGUAUGGAAUGAAUUCUUGGUGAUUAAUAAUUACUAAGGUUACAGCUGAAUUCUUUGUGCCUUGAAUGUUUAUUUUAUUUUAACAUUUAUUUAAAUAAAAUAUUUGGCAACAUCCUGAUGCAUAUUUGUAACAAUGUACUGAUAAAAAUCAUGUCAUCUUCACAAUGUAUAUAAUAGAGCACAGCUUUGUUGAACAUUAUUGAUGGGUUCCUUGACUUUCUCAUGUAAAACCAUGUUGCAAAUGAAUCCCAAUAAACCUUGCAGUUUUUCAGAUUUUA
This is a messenger RNA of Bufo gargarizans (Asiatic toad), 4120 nucleotides long. It is a transcript of the gene GNAI1, whose product is annotated as G protein subunit alpha i1. Gene Ontology annotation, cellular component: heterotrimeric G-protein complex. Gene Ontology annotation, molecular function: G-protein beta/gamma-subunit complex binding; GTPase activity; G protein-coupled serotonin receptor binding. The coding region runs from base 376 to 1440 and encodes 354 amino acids. The transcript has 8 exons. Gene Ontology annotation, biological process: adenylate cyclase-modulating G protein-coupled receptor signaling pathway. NCBI's taxonomy places the organism in Eukaryota, Metazoa, Chordata, Amphibia, Anura, Bufonidae. The record is from RefSeq and is a predicted model, not a curated record.